AUGGCAUUGCCUAAAUUAACAUCAGAAAAUCGUUCAAGUUUAUUUAAUCUAAUUGGAAUAACAAGUGGUAUUAUUAUAGGUUUUUAUUUAAAAUAUUUUUAUAAAAAUAAAUCAUGGAAUAAUAGAGAACUAAUGCAAUUACAAUUUAUCGGUGAAUUAUUUUUACGAAGUGUUAAUUGUUUAAUUUUACCAUUAAUUAUUUCAAGUAUUGUUUGUGCAAGUUGUCGAGUUUGUAAAUCUAAAAAUAUUGGAUUAAUGGCAUUUUAUUAUUACACAACAACAACUGUUUUGGGAAUAACACUUUGUGUUGUUCUUGCACAAACAAUUCAACCUGGUAAAUUUUAUCAGAAUGAUGAAUUAUUAAAAAUUAAAUACAAUAAAAAAUUUAUUACUACUGAUAUUUUAUUGGAUCUGUUGAGAAACUUGGUGCCUGAUAAUUUAAUUGAAGCAUGCAUCAGUCAGUAUCAAACGAUUUUAAUUGAACCAGAAAAUAGCAAUAAAGAUAUUUAUCAGUGGAAUAUUUCACAUAGAUAUGGUGCUGGAACAAAUGUCCUGGGUGUAGUUAGCUUCAGUUUAUUGCUAGGAAUUUCGAUUGGCAAAAUGAAAGAAAAAGGAAAACCUCUUGAAGAAUUAUUUCAAUCACUUUCUGAUAUUGUCACAGAAAUAAUGAGCUGGCUAAUGACGCUCAUUCCAAUUGGUGUAUUAUUUUUAAUUCCAGGAAAAUUAUUAGAAACUCAAGAUAUUGGAAUAAUGUUAUCAAGAUUAGGAAUUUAUGUUUUAACUGUUUUACUUGGAUUAUUUAUUCAAGGUUUUAUAAUUUUACCAUUUGUUUAUUUUAUUUGUACAAAUAAAUCACCAAUUGAAAUAUUUAAAAAUAUUGGUCCAGCAAUUAUCACAGCAAUUGGAACAUCAUCUAGUACAGCAACAAUUCCAAUGACAUUAAAAUGUCUUGAUAAAAUUGGAGUUAAUAAAAAAGUAUCAAGAUUUGUUGUACCACUUGGAGCAACAAUAAACAUGGAUGGUAUUGCUUUGUAUGAGACAAUUGGUGCAAUAUUUAUCAUUCAACUUCGAGGUUUUGAUUAUUCAUUAAUGGGAAUAAUUUCAAUUGCAAUCAUGUGUACUGUUUCUUGUAUUGGAGCUGCUGGUUUACCAAGUGGUGGACAUGUCAUGUUAAUUGUUGUUCUUGAAUCAAUUGGAAUACCACCUGAAGAUGUUACAUUAAUCAUUACAAUUGAUUGUUUUGUAGAUAGAUUGAGGACAGCUGUGAAUAUAAUUGCUGAUGCACUUGGUGCAUCUUUAAUAUCUCAUUAUUGUCAUGAUGAAAUAUCAACAAUUGAAUUGAAUGAAUUUCAACAAUUACAAAUGCCAUUUGUUGAAUAAUUUAAAUAAUUAAUAUACAUUUAUUUAUAAUUAUAAUCGGAGAAAAUCGAAUAAUAUCGGACAAAAAUUUUCCCCGAGGGAUCCAAUGAUUUAGAUCUAAUCAGGCCAUUUUUUUUUCCCGGGAAAGCAUAAAUAAAAAACGUAAUAAUAAACAAUCCAAACAAUAUAUUUUCCAUCUUUAAAUUAUUGCGCUUGUAUUUGGAAAAAUAAAAAAUAAUUUUCGCCGCCUGGCGAUGAGUCCUGAAG
Molecule: messenger RNA, 1626 nt
Organism: Aphidius gifuensis
Lineage: Eukaryota; Metazoa; Arthropoda; Insecta; Hymenoptera; Braconidae
Product: excitatory amino acid transporter 1-like
Exons: 7
Coding region: 1-1380 (459 amino acids)
Biological process (GO): L-glutamate transmembrane transport
Cellular component (GO): plasma membrane
Molecular function (GO): L-glutamate transmembrane transporter activity; glutamate:sodium symporter activity; neutral L-amino acid transmembrane transporter activity
Source: RefSeq, a predicted model, not a curated record